Molecule: messenger RNA, 2274 nt
Organism: Branchiostoma floridae (Florida lancelet)
Lineage: Eukaryota; Metazoa; Chordata; Leptocardii; Amphioxiformes; Branchiostomatidae
Product: RWD domain-containing protein 2A-like
Exons: 2
Coding region: 188-1054 (288 amino acids)
Molecular function (GO): protein binding
Source: RefSeq, a predicted model, not a curated record
UGACCUCUGCUGGAACAGCUGGGGAAAGUUUUUCGGAAUGCGUUUUCACGCUGUCUUCUCGAGACAACAACAGCAAGUCCAAAGAUAUAUAAGCGUACUAGUAACCCUGUCUGUAUUUGCCGCUACCUACCGGAUAUACAGAUACAGCGCAAAUGCUUUCUUGGACAUGUUAACUUAAAGCGACUCGAUGGCCGAUCUCACAUCAGCACUCGAGUUGCAGCUGUCGGAGAUCGAACUACUGACCAGUAUGUUCCCCGGACAGGGAGAGCUGGUCCUAGAUGACCCCGCCUCCCUAGCGGAUGUCCGGCAGUACGUGGACGGACAGACGGAUGCACCGCCGGCAGCACGACUGGAGUUCACGGUCAACCUUAAGGAACCGCAACAGGUCUCCAUCCAGUGCUCCUUUCCUCAUGAGUAUCCUGAAGCACUGCCUGACAUCAGUGUCUGGACUUCCUCUAUGACUCGUCAGAGCCAGUCUCAACUCAACCUGGAGCUGUCACAGUACCUACAGUCCCUUCCCCGCGGAGAGCUCUGCGUAAACUCAGCCCUGGAGUGGGUACAGGAUAACGCAUCCAGGUUUCUCGAAUCAGCUAGCCCCUCGAAAGGGACGAGUCCAGCCAACGUUGCGUCUCGGACAUUUGCCCGAUACUGGAUCUACAGCCACCACAUACAGAGCAAGUUCAAAAGGAGGGACCUGAACGAAUGGGCAGGUAAACUGGGAGUAACUGGAUUCUACCUCCCCGGCAAACCUGGAAUCAUCUGUGUGGAGGGAGGGAGGGAACGAUGCGAAGAGUACUGGAAAUGGGUUCGGGAACUGAAUUGGAAGAAGAUUUCCUUGCGCCACCACGAAGAAACGGAGGUGGCGGAGGGACAGACCGUAGACAGCCUUCGAAAGUUCCAGGGAUUUGGGGAGAAAGUUUUUGGUGCCCAUAACUUUCAUGGUAGAAACUUCCACAUGGACCUAGGGGAAUUCUAUCAGUUCUUGAAGGAACACCAAUGUGAGACCAUCUAUGCCAUUCUUUUUGGUGUUGAAGGCAAGAGUACAGACAGUUGAUGGAAUUACAUUAGACCUUAGAAUAACCUACAAAAAUACUUACAUACCAGCGUUGGCCAGUGUGCAGAAAAAGGAAUAAUUUAGUGCCAUUAUAGAUGUCUUUGAAUCAUUGAUCUCCAAACAGAUAAGGACAGUAUAAAAAAAAGACAAAAUUGUUUCGUCGCUCAGGCUCCCUUUUACACAAACAGGUUGGAAUGAGGAGCUUUAGAAAUGUGCUGAUUUUGCCUUUGUAUAUCUGCUUGGAGAGUAGAUUAUCCUCAUGAAUUCGGGUGAGUUUCCUGGGCUAAUAAGGACUCCACACCAGUGCCAUACCAUGGAAAUGAUGACAUGACUUAAAAUUUUGACAGCUACAUACGUGUACAUGUUUUUUUUGGUGACAUGAAUACGUGUUCCUGUGUCAAAGUGUCUAAAUUUUGAUACUAGUAGUGAAUCUGAAGAAUGAUUUUGUACAGCCUUUUCUAGACUUAUCAUAAUUAAGAGAACAAAGCCUGUGUCAACAUCAUUAGAUGAUAAGGUUAUAGACCUCUGAGAAUGAUGUAAUCAUAAUUCACAAAAGUGAUAAAAGACGGGAAAUACAUGUAUCAUCAUAAUUAGAGAUCGGCGACCUCAUACCUCCAUGAAAUAUUUAGCGCUUUUGCAAAUUUUGUGCAAAUGACUAAACAUUUACAUGAUUUAUGUAUGGUGAUGUUCAUCAUUGACUAACAGUACAUGUCACAAGUAUAAAAUUACCAUCAUAAAUAUUUAACGUUAAGUGGUUUUGAAUUUUUUGCAUAUAUUAUACUAAUUAUUUCCUCAUUUGCAUAAAUUUGUAUCUGGUACCUGCCCAUGUUCCACCUAUCAUAAUUUACAUGUCUUACAUUGAUUGAAGUCCAUUUAUUGAAAACAAUCAAAUUAUGCAAUUUCCUCACUGAUUAUGCAUAUAAGUCCUCAUUUGCUUAACAUGUAUAUUUUUAUGAACAUCUUUGCCUAAGCUAUCUGCAUGCCUUAAGUGAUGGAAAUCCCUUGUUCCUUUCUGCAUUUGUUCUCUUUGGAAUGUCUUGCACUUAUCCUCUUUGGAAUGACAAAAAUGCCUGUGCAGUUUCCAAAUUAAAUGUUAGGGGGGCUCAAACUUGCCCGAUUUUGUUAUGACCCUGAAAGCUAUCUGACACCCAAAUGUCAAACCGUAUCAUGUCCAGGACUAGAGAUAUAUUGAAAAAACUGUAUAAAGAGACUCUUUUUAC